Messenger RNA from Polyodon spathula (Mississippi paddlefish), 2487 nucleotides. RefSeq names its product extracellular calcium-sensing receptor. Gene Ontology annotation, molecular function: G protein-coupled receptor activity. NCBI's taxonomy places the organism in Eukaryota, Metazoa, Chordata, Actinopteri, Acipenseriformes, Polyodontidae. Gene Ontology annotation, biological process: G protein-coupled receptor signaling pathway. The record is from RefSeq and is a predicted model, not a curated record. The coding region runs from base 1 to 2487 and encodes 828 amino acids. Gene Ontology annotation, cellular component: membrane. The transcript is spliced from 6 exons.
AUGCUUGAAAAGAAGGGGGAUGUUGUUAUCGGAGGGCUGUUUCCUGUUCAUUUCAAGGAUGUGGAACCAAAUCUGUCCUAUCUUUCCCAACCCGACUCGUCUAACUGUGAAGGAGCAUUCCGCUGGGUCCAAACCAUGAUCUUUGCAACAGAAGAAAUAAAUCAGAAUGCUACACUUCUACCUGGUGUAACUUUGGGUUAUAAGAUUGCUGAUGCUUGUGACAGCAUUCACAAUGGUCUGAGGGGGUCUCUGUCCUUAGUGAAUGGCAGAGAUAAAAUAGCUUCCAAUAGUCAAUGCAAUGAAACCACAGCUGUUUCAGCCAUCAUCGGCUUAGCUUCAUCAUCACCAACCCGUGCUAUUGCCCACACCAUUGGACCCUUUGGAAUGCCACUGAUCAGUUAUUUUGCCACGUGUGCAUGUUUGACAGAUAAACGGGAAUUUCCAACAUUUCUCCGGACAGUGCCCAGUGAUUUAUUUCAGGUCAGGGGUUUGGUUCAGCUUGUGAGCCAUUUCGGGUGGACUUGGGUGGGUGCCAUUGCAACAGAUGACGAUUAUGGCCGUUAUGGCAUCCAGGCAUUUACUGAGCAAGCUAAGGAGAGAGGGGUCUGUGUUUCUUUUUACGAAACUAUUCCUGAUGUUUAUUCUGAGGAGAAAAUAAAACAGAUUGUGGACAUCGUGAAAAAGUCAACUGCAAAGGUCAUUGUAGUCUUUACAACUGAAGGAAAACUCUAUGAAUUGCUUAUGGAAGUCAUAAGACAGAAUAUCACAGACAGGCAAUGGGUUGCAAGUGAAGCCUGGGUAACAGCUGCUCUGCUUUCCACAGAGGAAUUUUACUCAACCUUAGGUGGAACAAUUGGCUUUGCAUUUCGCAGGGCACAAAUCUCAGGACUUCGUGAAUUUCUCCUGAGGAUACAGCCUUCUCCCAGCCCAGAGUCUGUUUUAGUGAACAUGUUUUGGGAAGAACUGUUUCAAUGCAAGCUUAAUUUCUCUGGGGGUGAUCAUACAGAUCCACAAGCUAAUGUCUGCACCGGCUCAGAAGACUUAAGGGAAACUAACAACAUCUACUCGGAUGUUUCUCAGUUAAGGGUUUCCUACAAUGUGUACAAGGCAGUCUAUGCAGUAGCCCAUGCAUUGCAUAGCAUGCUAGAAUGUGACACUAAAAGACAGCCACAGGGAAACAAGACAUGCAAACCAGUGUUUCCUUUUGAGCCAAGACAGCUACUUAGUCACUUAAAAGAAGUCAAUUUCAUAAAUCAGUUUGGAGAAAUUGUGGAUUUUGAUGAAAAUGGAGAGCCGGUGCCUUUAUACGAUAUUAUAAACUGGCAGAAAGAUGCGAAUGGAGUUAUCAAGUUUGAAAAAGUUGGUGGUUUUGAUGCAUCUGCCCCAUCAGGAGAAGAACUGGUCAUAAAUGAACAGACAAUAGUUUGGAAUGGUGAUCAGCAUCAGGUGCCAAGUUCAGUUUGCAGUGAGAGCUGCCUUCCAGGCACGAGGAAAGCUACCCGAACCGGGGAGCCAAUCUGCUGUUUUGACUGCAUUCAAUGUGCAGAGGGAGAAAUCAGCAAUGCAACCGGUUCAGACGAAUGCACCAAGUGCCCUCCUGAUUACUGGUCUGAUCGGGACAGAGUGAGAUGUGUAGCGAGGGAGGUUGAGUUCCUGUCUUUCCAGGACACCAUGGGCAUUGCUUUGGUGACAGUGUCUUUACUAGGGGUCUCCUCAACAGUGGCUGUUAUUGCUAUUUUCUACUGCUUCAGGAGCACCCCUUUAGUGAGGGCUAACAACUCUGAAAUCAGUUUCCUCUUGUUGUUCUCGUUGAUACUUUGCUUCCUCUGUUCGAUUACCUUUAUCGGUGAGCCCUCGAAGUGGUCCUGUAUGGCUCGCCAUACAACCUUUGGAAUCAGCUUUGUCUUUUGCAUUUCCUGUAUUCUUGCGAAAACCGUUGUGGUGCUGGCAGCUUUCAGAACAACCCUUCCCUCGUCGAACGCCAUGAAAUGGUUUGGCCCACUGCAACAAAAGGGCAUUAUUUUUAUCUGUACUGUCAUUCAAGUGCUUCUGUGCACUGUGUGGUUAGUCAGGGCUCCCCCAUUCCCAUUCAGGAACACCAGCUAUCAAGGUGGGAAGAUUGUAGUUGAAUGCAAUGCUGGGUCCAUUCUGGCUUUCUAUCUUGUCUUAGGAUAUAUUGGAUUCCUGUCUUGCAUCUGCUUUGUGCUCGCUUUUUUAGGCAGAAAGCUGCCAGAUAACUUUAACGAGGCGAAAUUCAUUACAUUUAGCAUGCUUAUAUUUUUUGCAGUAUGGAUAACCUUCAUACCAGCCUAUGAAAGCACUCCUGGAAAAUACACUGUAGCGGUAGAAAUUUUUGCUAUUCUUUCUUCUAGUUUUGGACUGCUCUUCUGUAUUUUUUCUCCCAAGUGUUAUAUCAUUUUGCUGAAACCAGAGACGAAUACAAAAAAAGGGCUUAUGAAUAAGCCAUCGUCUAUUGCCCACUCUUAA